Messenger RNA from Arvicola amphibius (Eurasian water vole), 4560 nucleotides. RefSeq names its product copine 8 (gene Cpne8). The record is from RefSeq and is a predicted model, not a curated record. NCBI's taxonomy places the organism in Eukaryota, Metazoa, Chordata, Mammalia, Rodentia, Cricetidae. Gene Ontology annotation, molecular function: calcium-dependent phospholipid binding. Gene Ontology annotation, biological process: cellular response to calcium ion. The transcript is spliced from 20 exons. Bases 39 to 1772 code for a protein of 577 amino acids. Gene Ontology annotation, cellular component: plasma membrane.
GCUCGGCUCCGAGCAGCGCUCAGCCCGCCGCAGCUUGGAUGUGGGCUCGGGACAAGUGUUCCGCGCCUCCGCUCGAGAUGGACAGCCGCUACACCAGCGCCGCGGGCAUCGGGGACUUGAACCAGCUGAGUGCCGCCAUCCCUGCCACACGCGUGGAGGUGUCGGUGUCCUGCAGAAAUCUUCUUGAUAGAGACACAUUUUCUAAGUCUGAUCCAAUUUGUGUCUUAUAUAUACAAGCAGUUGGAAAUAAAGAAUGGAGAGAGUUUGGAAGAACUGAAGUGAUUGAUAAUACUUUGAAUCCUGAUUUUGUAAGAAAAUUUAUUCUGGACUAUUUCUUUGAAGAAAGAGAGAAUCUUCGUUUUGACUUAUAUGAUGUUGAUUCAAAGAGUCCCAAUUUAUCCAAACAUGACUUUCUGGGCCAAGUGUUUUGUACAUUGGGGGAGAUUGUUGGUUCACAGGGAAGUCGUCUGGAAAAGCCAAUAGUAGGAAUCCCAGGCAGGAAGUGUGGCACAAUCAUACUAACGGCAGAGGAGCUAAAUUGCUGCAGGGAUGCUGUCUUGAUGCAGUUUUGUGCGAACAAAUUGGACAAGAAGGAUUUUUUCGGGAAGUCGGAUCCUUUUCUUGUGUUUUAUCGAAGUAAUGAGGAUGGAAGUUUUACUAUUUGUCACAAGACAGAAGUUGUCAAAAACACUCUAAAUCCCGUGUGGCAAGCUUUCAAGAUCUCAGUCAGAGCCUUGUGCAACGGGGAUUACGACAGAACGAUCAAAGUAGAAGUGUAUGACUGGGACCGAGAUGGGAGUCAUGAUUUCAUUGGAGAAUUUACAACAAGCUAUCGAGAACUUUCCAGAGGACAGUCACAAUUCAACGUCUAUGAGGUGGUGAACCCCAAAAAGAAAGGAAAAAAGAAGAAAUACACCAAUUCAGGAACUGUAACCUUACUGUCUUUCUUGGUGGAAACAGAAGUCUCCUUCCUGGACUAUAUUAAAGGAGGAACGCAGAUCAACUUCACCGUGGCUAUUGACUUUACAGCAUCAAACGGAAAUCCUGCCCAGCCUACUUCUCUCCACUACAUGAACCCUUACCAACUGAAUGCCUAUGGCAUGGCCCUGAAGGCUGUGGGAGAAAUCGUUCAAGAUUACGACAGCGAUAAGAUGUUCCCAGCUCUUGGUUUUGGUGCGAAGCUGCCUCCAGAUGGAAGGAUAUCUCAUGAGUUUGCUUUGAAUGGCAACCCUCAGAAUCCUUAUUGUGAUGGCAUUGAAGGGGUCAUGGAAGCUUAUUAUAGAAGUCUGAAAUCUGUGCAGCUGUAUGGGCCAACCAACUUUGCUCCUGUGAUAAACCACGUAGCGAGGUAUGCAUCUUCCGUAAAAGAUGGCUCCCAGUAUUUUGUGCUCCUGAUUGUGACAGAUGGUGUGAUCUCAGAUAUGGCUCAAACUAAAGAAUCCAUAGUUAAUGCCUCGAAGCUUCCAAUGUCAAUAAUUAUAGUAGGUGUUGGACCUGCAGAAUUUGAUGCAAUGGUUGAAUUGGAUGGAGAUGAUGUAAGAGUUUCUUCCAGAGGGAAAUAUGCCGAAAGGGACAUUGUACAGUUUGUGCCAUUCAGAGAUUAUAUGGACAGAAGUGGAAACCACAUAUUAAGCAUGGCUAGACUGGCCAAAGAUGUCUUAGCGGAGAUCCCUGAGCAGUUCCUCUCCUACAUGAGAGCCAGAGGAAUCAAGCCAUCACCUGCACCUCCGCCAUACACCCCGCCUACACACGUGCUGCAGACACAGAUAUGACUAUGUCCAGAUGCUGAUGUCCAUCACGCGUGUCCAGAUGCUGAUGUCCACCACACGUCGGUCAACUGCUGAGCCUGUGCUUUGCACCUGGUGCUCCGCUAUGAACCAGGGAAGGAGACACUUUCUCAGUUUGGUUUCAGCAGUACUCGAUAAUGUGCUUUCUUGGAUCCAAAACCAAUUCUCUUCCUAAACCAAAACUGUAAAUAUGGUGGUUGCAUGAGCAACAGGAAAAUUGUUUAAAAUGCUUGAAGCAAAGUAGAGAUGUCUUCUCUAAUUUUCAGAUAUUUUUGUUUUGUUCUCGACAGAAUAGCAAAUUUCCAAUGUCUUAUUGGGAAAAAGCACAAGCUACAUUUUUAACACAAAUAUUGUCCUCGACUGCUAUAUACAUAUAUGGGACAGCAGUCUCUGUAUCAAGGUUUACAUGUUACUACUUUUUAAAUUUCAAUACUUUUAUAACUGUUCUUAAGAAUAAGUUUUGAAUAUCGAAUCCUUUGUCUUCUAAAUUGCAAUAGCUAUAAUCACAAGAGCAAUAUCUCUUUGAAUGACUGUCUGGACAUUCAUGGUAUGAAUAGGGAGGAGUAGAGUAAGAAAAAUCUAGUUAGUGGUUAAUAUCUGUCCUCAGUUUUGGCCAAAUAGUGGGAGUUUAAACUUAUAAACAGAUGUGACCCUGUAAGAAUAAUGCAUUUUUCAUGGUCUGCAGUUGACUUGUGUUUAACAAUGCUAAAGCAGAAACCAUGAAAAGGCAAACAUAGAUAGUGAAUGGCAAAUGCACAGAAUAUACUUUAUAUAAAAACUACCAUCAUUAUAAUGCUAUUUAACAAUUAAAACCAAGACUGUAACUCUGAACCAUGUAGCAGGGGUUUUGAACUUUGUAUUCAGUUGUAUCCUGUCUAGAUAUUUUAAUUCAAAGGGAUACUCGCUCUCUUGCUUGGGGUUUCUUCUCCUCACCAUUCCACUUUGCCAUACGGGUUGCACAGGCUGGAGUCUCUUGUGAGUUCUCAGUUCCACAUUCACAAGCCUGUGACUUAGCACAUGACCCAUUUGUGAAAGAAACUUCUUCCUGUCCCCUGACCUGCCUGUUUGUAAAAUAACCCAGCCAGCCCAUCCCUGUGCCCCGGCCUGCCUGCUCACAAUCAAUUCUAAAUAGUUUCCAGUGUACAGUUUUUAUACGAAUUACAAGUUUUGUGAAGUUAUGUAUAAACUUCUUUAGAACAAAUGGCCUUAAAUUCUCACAGAAUUCCUGGAAAUGAUUGUGAAUUGCCUUCAACUUACAGAAAUGUGUAUUUAUUUAUUGUUCUUUUUGUGUCAAUGGUGUGACUGCUUUAUAACCUCUCUGCCUUCCCCUCUUUGCUACUUGGAUUAUUCCUACCGUGUGUUCUCUUGUCACGACUGGACGAAUAGUGACUUUUAUAAGCAUGAAACUGUUUUACUGGAAAAAUGCAUAGUCCUCACAGAUAACAGAAUCACAGUCACAUAACUGUGAUAUGAAUUGUCCAUUUUUAAGUACACAUUAAAAUCUUUAAAAAGAUAACUGUGUUCUGUAUAUAUCGUGGCAGGAGUGGAGUCUCAUAAUUUUCUUUGCUGAUUGUAAACAUUUAUGCCAUUUUAUUUUUAUUAGCCUACAUAUUUAAAAAAUUAACUUCAUUCUUCAGUCCAAAAGUAAAAAGUAAAUAAGACCAAUAAUAAUCCCCUUGUGUCAAACACCAGUUAUUUUCCUUGUACUGACAGGCAACACACUCCUAUCUGAAUGGUAGUGUGCUCACAUGGAUUCCAGGCAUGAAACAGUCUGAGUGAUGUAUCAUACUUAUGGCUGAGAAGAAUAGUUUGGACAAUAUUUAGCCUUAGGUCUCUGUCUAAGACUGGGAAAGCCUUGUCUCAGGGAACAAAGAUUACAUAAAUAAUAGGAUGUCGUGACUCACACGAAGCUGGGCUCAUGCUCACAAACUUUGUGAAAUUUCUGUUGUAUCUACUUGACUUUUCCAGUUGCUAGGAGGUAUGGUGCAGCCACAAAUCCCGGGAGCAUGCUGCAUGGAUUCACACACAUGUGGACAGCUGCGCUGACAAAUUGCACAUCCAGGCCACGCAGACCUUAAACAAGAAGCUUUACAAGGGUGUGCGCUGAGAAAGGAGUGACUGGACCAAGUCACCAGAUCUGAUGCCGAGACCUGUCCAGACCUGACGUGGAUGCCAUGGGAAUUCCCACAAUCCUCAGCGCUGUCUCAUCCUAAUUCUGCCCCCCCCCCCAACUCUCCAGCUUCUGUCCCAUUAUUCCUACCAUCCAGGCUUAGAGUCCUGUACCAUUGAUGUCCAUUGCUUCCUAAAGGAAUAUUAAAGCUAUGCAGACCUAUGGUUCCCUCCUCUCUUACCCAUCCAGUCUCAGCCAUAGUGCUAUGCUUAGUCAUUAACUUGUAUCAUUGAUAAACUACUUUCUAGAAUAUCUUGUUUCCCUUUCCUUAGAGAAUAUGGCUUGAAUGACACGUGAGUAGAGAUGAAGUUUAAAGGAUUCCAAGUUUAUUGUGUAGCUGCUAGAAAACGAGAAAGUAUUGGAAGUCUUAAUUGCCACUUUCAACCCUCCCUUCCAGUAUGUAAUACAAAGAUAAAAGAGGUAGGUGCAGAGAGAGAAGAACUUUGGAAACAAUCUUGGUUCACAGAUACUUGUUCUUUACACUUAGUUGGGAUUAUUAAUUCUAUCAUGUUUUGUAGGCAUAGGUUACAUGUUCAUUUCCUGGCCUCCCAGACCCAAAAUAAUCACACAGAAACCAUAUUAAUUGCAGCAAUGCUUGGCCAA